Messenger RNA from Arabidopsis thaliana (thale cress), 2057 nucleotides. Its product is annotated as Protein phosphatase 2C family protein. The record is from RefSeq and is marked reviewed. NCBI's taxonomy places the organism in Eukaryota, Viridiplantae, Streptophyta, Magnoliopsida, Brassicales, Brassicaceae. Gene Ontology annotation, molecular function: cation binding; protein serine/threonine phosphatase activity. Bases 902 to 1855 code for a protein of 317 amino acids. Gene Ontology annotation, cellular component: cytoplasm; nucleus. The transcript has 2 exons.
UCUCAUAUGAUUACUUCCACAUCAAAAUCAGAAGCUCCUUCAAAUACCAAAAAGACCACUCAGAUGAUAGAUACUUGAAAAAAAACUCAGCUUUUACACAAUCGAGUUAGUGCGCAUAAACAAACAUCUCAAGUCAACACUUUUUUUGCUAUCUAAUACCCCUACAAAUGCGAGCUUUUGCAAUUGUUUAAUGGCUAAUUGUAGCACUAUAGAGACCGAAAUUCACAAAAAUGUUGUCAUUUUCUGUAAAGUAGAUAGCAACAAACAAACCAACAAAAAUCGGAGCAGAAAUGAAAAAAUGUACCAUUAGGGUUCUCUAAGUAAAAUGAUACAAAGACUCCGACGACACCACCAAAAAGAAAUGGGUUUGCUUGAGAGUAAAACCCAGACACAAUCUUCAUCUUUCGCUAAUGGGAAACUAAUAAAAGAUUUAAUUCUCUUUUAUAUUCAAACUAAAAAAAAAAUAUGGAGAUUGGAAGCACACGUGGCAUCCAGAGAGCUGAUUGGUGAGUAAAAUAAGGAGGAAGAAGAAGAAAGAAGCUAUUUUUAUAAUUUAAAAGAGAUGACUCUGACAAAAAAAGAAAGCUUUUGAUCGGAAUCUGGAAAUGGCACCGGUGACUGAAGUUUCUCCGAUGAUCAACACAUUGGAAGUCGCAGAUGACAAAAUGACGAAUCUCAGUUCCUCUGGGAAACCUCCAAGAAACAUCUCUGCAAUGCGCCAUUGCAACAGCACUGCCUGGUUGACCGAUUACGUUGGUUCAUCUCUUCUUUGCUUUUUUUUUUUUUUAAAUUCAAAUGCUUGUGAUUGUAAUUGCACGGUCACGAACAGAUAAGAUAAUGUAGCUUAGAUCGGAUCUCGUGACUCAAAAACAAUCCAAAGUUUGAAACUUACAAUGUGAAAAUGAUUUGUUUGCAGGAAGGAGAUGAGAGAUUUGGUGCAAAAUCUCCGGAAGGAGUAAAUUCAACAUUCCAGCCUGUGUUUAGAUCUGGAAGUUGGUCUGAUAAAGGACCAAAACAAUCAAUGGAAGAUGAAUUCAUUUGUGUUGAUGAUCUCACUGAGUAUAUUGGAUCAUCCACUGGAGCUUUCUAUGGGGUGUUUGAUGGACACGGAGGUGUUGAUGCUGCAUCAUUCACAAAAAAGAACAUUAUGAAGCUUGUAAUGGAAGACAAACAUUUCCCAACCAGCACAAAGAAGGCAACAAGGAGUGCUUUUGUGAAGACUGAUCAUGCUUUGGCUGAUGCUUCUUCUCUUGAUAGAUCCUCUGGCACUACUGCACUCACUGCUCUCAUUUUGGACAAGACUAUGUUGAUUGCAAACGCUGGUGACUCCAGAGCGGUGCUUGGGAAACGAGGCAGAGCCAUUGAGUUAUCAAAGGACCACAAACCUAACUGUACUUCCGAGCGGCUACGUAUUGAGAAGCUUGGAGGUGUGAUCUACGAUGGUUACCUUAACGGGCAGCUAUCUGUGGCUCGAGCCUUAGGAGAUUGGCACAUUAAGGGAACUAAAGGUUCACUCUGCCCGCUCAGCUGCGAGCCUGAGCUGGAAGAGAUUGUGCUGACGGAAGAGGAUGAGUAUCUUAUAAUGGGCUGUGAUGGACUCUGGGAUGUGAUGAGUAGCCAGUGUGCAGUGACGAUGGUGAGGAGGGAGCUGAUGCAGCAUAAUGAUCCUGAGAGAUGCUCUCAAGCUUUGGUUAAGGAGGCUCUUCAACGAAACAGCUGUGACAAUCUUACUGUAGUGGUUGUCUGUUUCUCGCCCGAAGCGCCUCCUCGGAUUGAGAUUCCCAAGUCGCAUAAGAGGAGGAGCAUCUCUGCAGAGGGAUUGGAUCUCCUCAAAGGUGUUUUGAACGAGUUGUGAAGGAACUGAGAGCAAGUUGGAAAAAGGUAAGAAGAGUUACUUUAUUCUUUUUUUGUUUCCUCUUUUGAUAGGAAAGUCAGAGAGAUAUUCAAGGUUGUGUGCUUUUUUCUCUGGUUUUUCCAAGUUUUGAUUGAUUCCAUUUUUUGUACUGUAGAUCUUAACCAUAUUUAAAUGAUUAAUAUUUGGUUUCAUAAUUUAAAAA